UAGUCGCAUUAUUGUAUUUAAAUCAUAUUAAAGUGAUUCAAUUUGAAAUAGAAUGAUUAAAUAUUUCAAGUUUUUAUAACAAGUAAUAAAAAUAAUAUACAAUGACAUCAGAAAUGGUUAAAUUUACAAAAUUACGGUCAGCUAUUGAUCCAAGUUUUUGGGCAAAAUUAUCAGAAUUGAAAUUAGAUAAAUAUAAAUUAGAAGAUAAAACGGAGAUAUCUAUCUGGAGUGGUUAUAGUUUUGACAAAAUAUAUGAAAACAAAAUAAGUCCAAUGAUUCUUGAUUGUACAUCAUUUAAUGAAAACGUUGAAACAACAUCACAUAAUGGAACUGUUGCUUGUUCUGGAAUACUCAUUAAUACUAAUACUUUUGAAGCAUUUAGACAAAUGCAACCUGAUAAAUUUAUUGAUUCACUUGGUAAACAUCUUAAAGAUGUAAUAAUUGAUGGAACAGCUAUAAAAGAACCAUGGCGACUUACUUUAUUUUUAUUAUUAUCAUACGCUGAUUUAAAAAAACACAGAUUUCAUUAUUGGGCAGCUUAUCCGACUUUAUUUAAUUUACCUGAAAUUUUUUAUGAAGCUCCACAUCAAAAAGCUAUUGAAAUAUUUUCAAAUAAUGAUUUUGAUAAACUGCGAAUUAGCUUCAAUAGUCUAGACUCAAAAUUAAAAUGUUUUUUUUCUGUAUUAUUAUCAAGUAAUAAUAACUUGGAGAUUAUUAAUUUAUCUGAAGGAAUCACUUACGUCAACUCACAAACAGAGAAAACAAAUGAAACUAAUUGCGCUCAUCAAAAAUUGUAUUUUGCUUUUUAUGAUCCAUGUGAUACUUUAGAACCGGGAUGGCCACUAAGAAAUCUUUUAUGUUUAUUAUUUUAUUCUUGCCCGGACUUUGCUUUUAGUGAAACAAUAAAUAUUUUAUCAAUUAGAGGCAAAAAUUUAGAAUCAUCUGUUAUUUUUACGAUAAAAGCAACAGAAAGUUUCAAUAAAGAUUUUAAAAAGAAAGAAAUGAUUGAAGGACGACUAGUAGGUUGGGAAGCAAAUGUAAACGGUAAAAUGGGACCAAAUAUUGCUGAUCUAUCAGAAUCACUGGAUCCAAAUCGAAUGGCUGCUCGUGCAGUUGAUUUAAAUCUCAAACUUAUGAAGUGGCGACUUGUUCCUGAUUUAAACUUAGAAAAAAUUUCUAAACUCCGUUGUUUAUUACUAGGGGCUGGAACAUUAGGUUGCUCAGUUGCAAGAGUAUUAAUCGGUUGGGGAAUCAGAAAUAUUACUUUUGUUGAUAGCUCUACAGUAUCUCACAGUAAUACCGUUAGACAAAGUCUUUAUACUCAUGAAGAUGCUGUCAAUAAACGAUUGAAAGCUGAAGCAGCAAGAGAUGCGCUUCUUCGAAUAUCUCCUACAUUUAAUGUUGAAGCUGUAAUUAUGCAUAUUCCAAUGCCUGGUCAUGUAGUAGGACAAAGUCUUAUGGUAUCCACUCAGACAGCGGUAAAAACGUUAGAAAAAUUAGUCCAGAAUCAUGAUGUGAUAUUUUUAUUGCUUGAUUCACGUGAAGCGCGUUGGUUACCAACAUUAUUAUGUGCGGUAUUUGAUAAAAUGGCAAUAAACGCAGCACUUGGUUUUGAUUCUUAUACUGUACAACGUCAUGGUAUACGAAAAAUAACAGUAGCUGGUUCUCCUGAUUUAACUCAGCAUUGUCCAUCUGGCGAAGAUCUUGGUUGUUAUUUUUGCAAUGAUGUAACUCAGCCGGGAAAUUCUCAAGUCGAUCGAACCCUUGACCAACAAUGUACAGUAAGUAGACCAGGACUAUCAUCAAUUGCUGCUGGUCUUGCUGUUGAACUAAUGAUCGCCGUCACUCAACAUUCCAAAGGCAGUAUUGGUGCCAAUGCUUUUAUGGAUGAUAGUCGAAGUCAAUAUCGUUCAAGUGAACGAGAGUCUUGUGAAGGUUUAUUAGGUAUAGUUCCACAUACUAUUCGUGGUUCUCUUUGGAAUUAUGAGAUGCGGUUAACGAUUACUCACAGAUUUCCAUCUUGUACUGCUUGUUCUAUACCAUUAAUUAAUGAAUAUCGAAAACGUGGUUUUGAUUUUAUACUUGAUGCUUGUAAUCAGCCAAAUUAUCUGGAACGAGUUGCUGGCUUAGAAGAUUUACUCAAAAGACCAAAUUUAGAUGAGCUAUGCUAUGCUAUAGAUAGUUCAGAUGAUGAAGACAGCGAAGACAUCAGUCUUGUAAAAAUAUAAAAAUUAAUUCACAUUUGAUAUACUUACUUAUAUUAUAAUUUAUUUUAUAAACAUACAAAAAAUUAUACUUUAAUAAAUCAUUAAUGUAAAAUUUUUAUUUUAUUAUUAAUGUAAUGGGUUUAAAAAUUAUAACUUUAAUAAAUAUUAAAUAUUAAUAACUUGAA
Messenger RNA from Microplitis demolitor, 2392 nucleotides. RefSeq lists its product as uncharacterized. Bases 102 to 2228 code for a protein of 708 amino acids. The record is from RefSeq and is a predicted model, not a curated record. The transcript has 8 exons. Gene Ontology annotation, biological process: autophagy of mitochondrion; cellular response to nitrogen starvation; protein modification by small protein conjugation. Lineage: Eukaryota; Metazoa; Arthropoda; Insecta; Hymenoptera; Braconidae. Gene Ontology annotation, molecular function: Atg12 activating enzyme activity; Atg8 activating enzyme activity. Gene Ontology annotation, cellular component: phagophore assembly site; cytoplasm.